Molecule: messenger RNA, 315 nt
Organism: Dipodomys ordii (Ord's kangaroo rat)
Lineage: Eukaryota; Metazoa; Chordata; Mammalia; Rodentia; Heteromyidae
Product: 60S ribosomal protein L36a-like
Exons: 1
Coding region: 1-315 (104 amino acids)
Biological process (GO): translation
Cellular component (GO): cytosolic large ribosomal subunit; ribosome
Molecular function (GO): structural constituent of ribosome
Source: RefSeq, a predicted model, not a curated record
AUGUUUAACGUUCCUAAAACCCGCCAUACUUUCUGUAAGAAAUGUGGCAGGCACCAACCUCACAAAGAAAUACAGUACAAGAAGGGCAAGGAUUCUCAUUACGCCCAGGAAAAGCAUUGUUUUGACAGGAAGCAGAGUGGCUAUGGCAGUCAGACUAAGCCAAUUUUCUGGAAAAAAGCUAAGACUACAAAGAAGAUUGUGUGGAGACUUGAAUGUGUUGAGCCCAACUGCAGAUCUAAGAGAACGCUAGCUAUUAAGAGAUACAAACAUUUUGAACUGGGUGAAAAUAAAAAGAAAAAGGGGCUAGUGAUCUAG